Molecule: messenger RNA, 515 nt
Organism: Solea solea (common sole)
Lineage: Eukaryota; Metazoa; Chordata; Actinopteri; Pleuronectiformes; Soleidae
Product: rRNA 2'-O-methyltransferase fibrillarin-like
Exons: 2
Source: RefSeq, a predicted model, not a curated record
AGGAGGAGGAGGAUGAAGAUGAUGAUGGCGGUGUUGGAGGAGCAACGUUGAGUUCGCUCUCCCCCCUCCCCCUUUUUCCCACUCCUGCCUUUUUUUUAUUUUGAUAACAUUUAAAACACAUAAUAGCGACAUAAGAGAUAACACCGCCGACUUGACCUGAUACCGUUCGCCGCCUCCCUCCUGUCUCCCUAGCCGAGACCGAGAUGGGGAACGAAGCGAGCAUGGAGGGCGGCGGGCAGCCCGGUGAGCCUGGAUCCGCCGUGAUGAUGGGAACAGCGAUGCCCGGAGGACCCGCAGCUGGACCAGGGACAGGACAGCACAUGAAGCCGGUGAACGGAACCGCUGCCGGCGGAGGGAUGGGAGUAGGAGGCCCCGGGAUGGAGAUGACAAGGGGCCAAAUGGGUAGCCCCAAGCCUGCCAUGCAACAAGGAGGACAUGGAGGAGGAGGGAUGGGAAGAAUAGGAGGAGGAGGAAUGGGAGGAGGAAGAGUAGGGGGAAUGGGAGGCGGAGGAGGA